This is a messenger RNA of Dreissena polymorpha, 4705 nucleotides long. Its product is annotated as delphilin-like. Bases 517 to 3306 code for a protein of 929 amino acids. The transcript has 20 exons. NCBI's taxonomy places the organism in Eukaryota, Metazoa, Mollusca, Bivalvia, Myida, Dreissenidae. The record is from RefSeq and is a predicted model, not a curated record.
UUGUCGCAAAAACGUACAAGCGGGCGAGACACUCGAGAUGUCAAACGAGUUGCGCGGAUAGUGCUCAAGAUUAUCGGAACAUUCAUAAUUUUAGAUAUUAUUGUUCGCGGUGAUUUUAUUUGGGAUAUUAACACUGCUGCCAGGACAGGAAAUGCACACAUAUUGAUGAUCGAUUAAAAUAAAAUACGAUAGAAAGAGAAUCAUUUAGUGCGCUAAAACAAUUCAAGCAUGAGUGUUGUACUUGAUAUUGUUAAAAUAUAAUACAAAAGCUUUACACAUGUGGUAGAGUUUGUUUUUAAUUGGAUUAUCUUAUUUUGCAUUUUCAUCCGGAGGAAAACGUGUGUUAUAAACCACUGAACAUGUAACUACGGUUUCGUGUCCCGCGGAUGAUAUAUCAUCGUACAUUGUACAUGUUAGAUUAAACCUGGAGGGAAUAAGCUACAUACCUUAUCAGUGAUACAGACGAUGAUGGAUACUAUAGCCUAAAGUCGGUUUCAGCAACUUUAUACGUAUAGAAUGGCGGACCUGUUUACGCUUGACUCCUCCCAUAAUUUUGGCAUCUACACAAAGUCCGGGAAGAGGUCCAUUUUUCAGAUCGAUUUCCAAGACAAGAAGAUAAGCGUGAUAGAGCGCGGCAAAAUUGGCAAAGCAUACGACUUUCACAGUGUGGAAAACUACGACUCAGAAGACAGUCUCCAUAUUGUCAUACGUUUUCGUGGCAACAAGACGUUUGAGUUCGACGCAGACACAGCAGAAGAGAAAUAUACAAUAUGUCGUCUGCUGGGAAUGAUCCUAGCUCCGGACCCUGCGGAUUCAGAUAUCAUAAGGCGGGAAAAGGGAUCGAAUGGCUCACUCAGCACGACGAAACAGGUGAUCAAAGAGGGACACGUGGACAAGAAGGGGAACACAAAGAUACCAACGUGGUCCAAACGGCGGUUACAGGUUUGCCCGGGAGAGUUUUCGUACUACAAGCCCGGAUAUGAGGUAGCCUUAAAUCUCGUCCAGCUGUGGGAAAACUCGACGACAAUCAGCAUACAUGGCAACAACGGGUUGUGCGUGUCUGUCCGAGACAGGACUUACUAUUUUCGCGUUAAUUCUGAAAAAGGCGUCAAUAUUGAAGAAGAGAGGGAUGCAUGGAUUAAGGCGUUUAACCAGGCCAAGCAGCGGAAGAGAGCCACGUACCUCUUGCUGGAGAUGUCCAAUCAAAAACAACCCUCAAAACUAGAUCCACUGACACCAGUCGAUGACGCAUUUGAAGACGUUAUCUACCGGAACGAUCAGAAGUCCCCGGCCUCGACGAGCAGUUCUAACUCCAGCCGAGAGGUCCUUGAGGGCCUCGAAGCGAUCCACCGACUGGACGAGGUUCUCGACAACGAUGAAUUUGGAAGUAACGCGCGCUCCCGACAAACCAUUGCCCUCAGCGUGGUGGAGAAAACAAGUCCCUUGUCGGCGCCGACGAAGAACCGCGCCCGUCCGCCUGCUCUCCAACUUAGGAACGAAAGUCUGCAGACGCCGGAAGACAGCACGUACGAUUUUAUACCGGAACCAGAUUACUCCCCGCCGCCGUCGCCUCCUGCGCCGCUCGUUCCUUCUCCCUUAGACUCAACGUCACCUAUUACGCGCGACAACCAGACCUCCGGCAAAUACAAGAUGCGGAUUUCAACAAACAACCAGCAAGAGAACGGCGAUCCCCGUGAAUCGGGACUUUAUACAAGGGUUAUUAAAACCGAUUCCGUGAAAUCACCAGGCGUGAAAACGGGAGAAAACUUUAAUAAAAGUCGUCCGGCUCCUGGGGCCGUAAACGUUCUCCCGAAUAAUGGUGAGUUUCCGAAACUAAAGCGCGUUGAGUCCAAAGAUAAUUCGUUCGAGUCCGACAAACAAAGUCCACGUGCCGUGUAUUCCAAUCAAGUGACGGCGCAACCUGAGUACGAUAACGUCAGCAUUAUGGGCGUCAGAAAAAACAGUACGGAUCAGACGUACGCAAACGAUCUACGGAAGACGGACACACCGGAAAAGGCGUCCAGUCCAAGAGAAAAGACCAAACAAGCGCCGCCUAUACCGACUCCCGGGCGACCAGCACCUCCAGUCCCAUGUCCCCCGCCCGCAGCGCCCGCUCCCCCGCCCCCUCAACAAAUGCAGUCUCGACCACUCGGGAAAGGGCACCUCAAGCAAGUUCACUGGACCCGGACACCAAAACCAAUGAUCGCACAAUCCAUCUGGGAGCGUCCCAUGAAUUUGAGCAACAAACUGAACCUGGCGCGUCUGGAGGAGCAGUUUGCAUUGAAGGAUCGCGAUGUGCCCACCACCCCAGGCCCGAAGACCCCUACUUCCGGAAAGCCGCAGCUCCUGGUGGACGCAAAAAGGGCCCAGAUUUUGGACAUUUUCAUGUCCGGUCUGAAGAACGACGGCACCCGGAAACUGGUCAAUGUCCUCAACAGCGUCAGCGAGGACGAGAACUUUCCCGCGGAAAAACUUACCACAAUCAGAAGAUACCAGCCAAAUGAAGAAGAAAUUGAUAUGUACAGAGCGCAUGCGCAUAGGAAACAUGAGCUCCAUCCGGUCGACCAGUUUAUGCUAGAAUUAUGCGAAAUCCCAUGCUUAAGUAUCAGGAUCGAUAUUUGCCUGAUACUCUGGGAAUUCCCGUGGCAGUAUGACAGCACGUGCCAGCUUGUUGAGCAAGUGCACGCAGCAUGCGACGAGCUUCUAACAAGCGAAAUGUUGGUUGCCGUUCUACAGUACAUACUCGCAAUAGGGAACCAUCUCAACCGGAACUGGUCGGAAAGUAACGUUACUCCUGGUUUUCAAGUGACGUCAUUGGACAAGGUGCUCGGAGUGCGUGGGAAGGAGUCCGGCUACACGCUGGCGCACUUCCUGGUGGAACAGCUCGAGCACACGGACCCAGUACUGCUGCGCUGGCCCGACACCGUGGCCACUGUAAAGAAAUGCGAGCAGGUCUCCGUGAAAUCCGUGGCGGCUGAGAGCGAAGUUCUGAAAGGCGACCUUGCAAAGGUGAAACGGCACUUGAAGACGCUGCGCUCCCAGUCCGCCUUCCAGAACAGACAGGAUAACAAGUUCCAGCAGGAUGCGCAGAAUCUGACAGUUGAAUACGAAAUGAAACUGGAAAAGCUAGACAGGCGGUCUGGUGAACUGCAAAACAAGUACAGGAAAAUACUGACGCGUUUUGGCGAACCAUUGUAUCAGAGAUCGGACCAAAUGUUUGCAAUAAUUGCUGAUUUCAUGGACAAGUUUCGAGCCGCCAUUAAAGAUCUGGACAACAAAUGUCUGGAAAAGAAGAAAUCCACAUAAAUAACAAUGCCGGCGUUGUUGUUUUUAUUCAAUAUUGCAAUAGUGUUGGUGCGAACCAACAGGAUUCAGUACUGUUUGUUGUAUAACACACAUUUGCGUUGACCUCUGACAAUGUUCUGGUGUCUUCGCGUUUCUGUAAAUAUUUUUUUAACAAAUUGGUCAGUUGCUGAUUUGUUUGCAACACAUGUUCGCGAAACUGCGUCGUGCAUAUAUACUCGUCAAAUUGAUCAAAGUGAAUACAUUAAUGGUGUACGGUAGCAAUAUUUAUUUUAUCUCCACACUAACCAGGAGGCAACAAUAAUUGCCGUGCAAUCGUGCGUACGUACAUUAGAUUGUGUUUUCGUCUUCUCUUUGACGGCUGGGCGGAUCUUGCUCAAACUGUAGUAGCUUAAUAACCGUUUUGUCCUGAUGAUCGCUUAAGAAGGAAUUUUGGCUGCGACAAAUUUUGGCAGAAUUAUUGCCCAUGUUAUUUUGUUCUGUACAAUAUAUAUUUCCUUAAAAUUUGUGUACUCCACUUCUCUUUUACGUACACAUAUAUUUAACACAUAUAUCGGCACUCGGAGGCGGAUGUUGCAUGCAUUAAUAUUUUACAUGACCAUCUAAUCCAAUAUUUGGCAUUUUUUAUUUUUUUUUAUUUUAUUUAUUACCGGUACACGUAUACAUGAUUCGUUGUCAUUCAUAUGUUGUACAUGAAUAAAAUAGAUAUUAUAACGUUAUGUGCUCAUCCAGUUUAAAAAAAACUAUGUUUGUAUAAGACUAAACGUUGCACUUCAUACACACUAACUGAAUGUGAAUUAAUAUAUUAAAUACGUAAUGAUACACAAAUAACGUCUUGUACACACCCGUGUAUACAUUGUUAACUCUUUCAGUGCGGGAACCGAAUUUUGAAGGCCUUUGCAAACAGUUUGGAUCCAGUUCUGAACGUGGCGUCUCAUCUGGAUCCAAACUGUUUGCUAUUCUGAUAGUAUUCUUUGAAAAAAAAAUCGAAGAAAAUGCUAAUUUUAGAAAUUCAGCAGACGACAUUUUAGCAGACGACAAAUUUCCCAGCAUGCAAAGGGUUAAACAAUUCGCUGUUCAGAACAUUGACCAACUGGUUGUAAACAUUGAGUUUUUAUAUUGAACCAGUUAUUUUAAAUUCAUUUCGUUACAUGUCGUUUUAGGUUUUUCAUUUUUACAAAGUAUUAUGACACUUUGUUGUUGAAUGUUUGUUUAUUUAUUCGUAAAAGUCACUUAAUGAAAACGUUGUAUUGUUUAAGUUAUGUUACAUGUUGGAUUUUUUUAUAGAUUUUAUCGUUUCGUUUUUAUAAAUAGUAUGGUAUGUAACAUUUUGUGAUGCGUUUUUACAAACAUGUAAAUGAUAUCAGGAUUCAUGAAAAAUGCAAUAAAUUGAAGAAUGUUC